This is a messenger RNA of Misgurnus anguillicaudatus (oriental weatherfish), 10712 nucleotides long. RefSeq names its product neurobeachin-like 2 (gene nbeal2). Gene Ontology annotation, molecular function: protein kinase binding. The record is from RefSeq and is a predicted model, not a curated record. Gene Ontology annotation, biological process: intracellular protein localization. Lineage: Eukaryota; Metazoa; Chordata; Actinopteri; Cypriniformes; Cobitidae. Gene Ontology annotation, cellular component: membrane; cytosol.
AGGGGAAUGGAGCGCGUGCAGGGUUAUACGUGCUCAGACAAGUGCGUUUAACUCCCCGUGAAUUCCUCCAACACUCACACAGCGCCUAAUCUGCAAUAUUUCCAAAUGUUUCUGUAGAUUUCCUUAUUUCGGAUUUACCAUUUUGAACCACUCGCCAUCUAAAAGGACAUGCAACUUUGGGAGCGCCUGGCAACCAGUCGGAUGGUUUAAUUAACGCGUGAGAGGAAGGAAUACGAGGAAGAAUGGCUUCCAAAGACAGACUGUAUGAGCUGUGGAUGUUAUACUACACUAAGAAAGAUGUCGGUUACCUGCAGCAGUGGUUGGAGGCGUUCGUGGCGACUUUUGAGAAGGUCAUUGAUGUGCAAUCAACGGAGCCAAGACGGCUGGAGGAAUGGAGCGCCGAUGUGCCUCUUCUCCCUAAGGAGGUACUGGUGUUCCUCAGCACCCAGCUAUGGCACAGCGCUCUCCACCUGUCGGGACAGAACCAAAACAGCACUGCUCCACAUCCUCUGCUCCUCAUCAAGUUCUUCAUCAUCAUAUGCAGGAAUAUGGAGAAUAUUGACUCGGAAAAGACCCCUGGGUUUGUGUUCGAGACAAUCAAGGUCCUAAACUUCUGUUUGACACAGCUAAAGAAGGAGCCAGAGGAUCAGACCACUUUAAAGUCAGUGGUACAGCAUGGCCUGCUGCUUUGUGAAAAUCUCUUUGACCCUUAUCAGACAUGGAGGAGACGGCAGGCGGGAGAAGAGGUCAGUAUGCUGGAGAGAAGCAAGUAUAAAUUCUCGCCUCUUAUUCUACCAGAGGAACUUCCUGUGCUCUUCCACGACAGCCUGCAGGAGAGUCAUCUCAUCCCAGAGCCCCUGGCGCUGAGGCUGGUACAUCUACAAGGGGCCGUGAUCAGUGGAAGCAAGAGAAACGGCCUUCUUUCCAUCACCCCUCAGGCUGUGGAUGACCUCAUAUCUGUGCUGCGUUCCUGGUGCCUGCAUCCUCCGCCGCCCUCGGAAGAGCCCAGAGACCCCGGGCUGCUCAAAAUGACUCUAAGGUGCCUGACUGCCAUGAUCCACCUGCUGCACUCCAGCAGCCCAUCAGAGAGGCAGGUUGAGAUCCGGACCGUGCUGGAAAGCUACUUUCAGCUGCUCAACUGGAACCGACCACCAGUAAGCGAGCAGGAAGACAUUCUGGCCUGGGAGGAUAAUCUCAUCAUCCUGCUUGAACAUAUGCUGAAUGCUAUUCCUGAAAUCUUGCAGUGCUCAGAUCGUCCAGUGCUACAAGCAAUUUUUCUCAACAACAACUGCUUUGAGCACAUCCUCCGCCUCAUCCAAAACAGCAAGCUCUAUCAGAGCAGCAGGUUUAGGGUGGAGUGUGAGGGUCAGCGUGACCUCACCACACGUUUGCUCACAGAGGCAGAAGUCGAGCAGGUGUGGGAGAAGGGAUCUGACUGCAUCACGGUACACGCCAUCCGUGUCCUCACCGCCAUUAUGAGCAACUCGCCCUCUGCCAAGGAGGUCUUUAAGGAGCGGAUUGGUUACUCGCAGCUGUUCGAUGUGUUGAAAAGUCAAGGACAGCCUACCAAGAGACUUCUGCAGGAGUUGAUGAACAUGGCCGUGGAGGGUGAACAUUCACAGGCCAUGCAGUUGGGUAUCAGUAAUGAACAGCCGUUGCUUCUGCUGCUACAGUGGAUGCCUGAUCUGGGUUCUCGAUCCCUUCAGCUGCUGGUGUCUCAGUGGCUGGCCGCCGUGUGUCGAGGGACUCUGUCCUGCCGUACCGUAGCGGCUGAGGCGGGUUUGGUGGGCGCUCUGUUAGAGGUUCUGAGUGAAGCUCCUGAGCGCUUGGACAGGCAGUGUGCGGACGCCCUUCUGGGCCUGCUGCAAGACUUGGGCUCGCUAUCUCUGCGGCCCUGCGAGCUUAAGAGUCUGCUGAGGCUCUUACGAACCGAACCCGGCGGGCCCCCUCACCCAUACUGCGGGCGCGUGGUGAGGGUGCUGUCCGCCAUGGCCGCCCGUGGAGAAGGCGCGUGCAGCGCCUUGCAGUAUUUUGACCUUACGCCCCCUAUGGCGGGUAUUAUGGUGCCAGCUAUCCAACGCUGGCUGGGAAACGCAUUUGCUUUUCAUGCCUGGCUGUGCCUUAAUACGGACUUUCCGCCACCCCAGCACCACUACUCAGAAUCCCACCUGACAAAUCCGGAUAAUACUGUUCGCAUGGCUAAGGGUCCACGCAGGAAACAGCUGUACAGUUUCUUCACCGCAAGUGGAACUGGCUUCGAGGCUUUUUUUACAACAGAGGGAGUUUUGGUGGUGGCAGUAUGUACCAAAAAGGAGUACAUGGCCGUAUCUCUGCCGGACAACCCACUGAAUGACUGCGCCUGGCACUCAGUAGCCAUAGUUCACGUUCCUGGCCGUCGGCCCUUUGGACAAAACAUGGUCACUGUUUAUGUGGAUGGAGUCCAGUGUAAGACAGCCCCCCUGCGUUUUCCUUCCCUAAAUGAGCCUUUCACUUCCUGCUGCAUCGGGUCAGCUGGUCACCGCACCACUACCACCUCCACCUCUCCAACCCUGCCCAACCCACCACACUCGCCCUCUGAACUGGCGUUUACCAGUCACAGCGGACCUCCCGCUCUCGCGCGCUCCCAGUCCUUCCCUGCGUCCUUUGCAGCGGCCACUGGGGGGCGGGCGGUCAUGGGACGGGAAAUUAUGGUCCACACUAUACCUGCGGGGCUGCAGGACACUGCGUGGGGAUCUCCCUCAUCGCUGGGCGGCCUUUUGGCAACAGCGUUCAUCUGUCAUGAAGCUCUGCAACCUGCUCAGGCACGAGCACUGUUCAAUGCAGGUCCCAAUAAUGUCUCUCUGUUUAAAGCUGAUGGAGAGCCUUCAGAUGUCAACAGUAAACUUGUGUUAUAUUAUACACCUCAGGCCUUUAAGAAUCAGAUCUGCUUGGAUCUAUCACCCAACCACCUGUACGAUGGCAGGCUGACUGGUCACAGGGUGGUGAACUGGGACGUCAAGGAUGUGCUGAGCUCAGUGGGUGGAAUGGGAGCUCUGUUGCCUCUUUUGGAGCAGGUGUGUUUACUGGAGCAGAGGGAGACUGGAGGACAGGAGAUUUCGGAUCUUCUUGGGCCAGAGCUCACCUCCUCCAGAGGACCUGCCGGCAUGCUGCUGCCACUGGGGAAGACGUCUGAGGGGCGUUUGGAGAAAAACAGCGUGGCUGCAUUUCUGCUGAUGAUUAAAAACAUGCUGCGCAACCAUCCAGCCAAUCAGGAGAGUCUGCUCGAGUGCCAUGGGCCACCCAUCAUCGGAGCCAUGCUCAGCAAGGUCCCCAGCAGUAUGAUGGACAUGAGUGUAUUGAUGGCCACUCAGUUCUUGCUCAAGCAGGUGUCCAAUGAGGGCAACAACGCCUUGCUGUCACAACUCUAUCAGUACCUGCUGUUUGACUUCAGGAUCUGGACCCAUAGCCACUUCGCUGUCUGUCUGGGUCAUGUGCAGUACCUAAGCACUGUCAUCAAUGAGGGCAAGCUGAAGACUCGCAGGAAGUAUGGCGUUCAGUACAUCCUGGACUCCAUUCGAACACACUACAGUACGGAGAAGGAUGGCAGUCCUCUGUCUGAUGAGAGGAGGACGGUUCAAAUCGCUCUUUUCUCUCUGUUGAAGGAUCUUCUCAAAUCUCCAACUGCUGAGGAGCUUCACAGUGUUUUAGCAUAUGCCACUGUAGUGCAGGAUGAACAACAGGUGAUAAGUGUUUUGGAUGUGUUACACACUGUAUUGAAGAGUUCUCCUCCACGUGAGCAGAUAGUGACUGUUUUUCUGGACCGAGGGGUGGAGCAGCUUUACUGUCUACUGCUCAAACCCAACUUUGGUGACGAAGCUCGUGAGAGAGUAUUUAGGAUAAUGUAUAAAGUCCUAAAAAGUGAGCGUGUACCCGACCGCAGUAAACAGCGCAUGAAACUUAAGGAUCCUGGCUACCUUGGCCUGGUCUGCUCAUUACGAGACAUCCCCAUCACCAUGACAACCAUACGCUGCCUGUAUGAGCAGGUGAUCGCCACAGAUCACCCACCUAACUUCAGAGAUCUGUUGGCUGUGGCGUACCUGUCCCAACGCGCUGACCUCAGUGUUCGACUGGAUAUCUGUCGCAAGCUCUUCAACCUGAUCUACACUGAGAGUAAGAUCAUCGAAGAGCACGUAAAGCAGAUCGCACGUCAGCCAGGAUGGCAGGAUAUUCUCACCAAACUCUACAUCAAAGAAUCUUACGAGUCUCGCCUCCGUAGCGAAUCAAAUUCCAUGUGUAGCCCUCCCAUCUCUCUGGACCCAGCUCUAUCCAGACCCGUCUUCCGUCGCCAGGACAGCGUGAACGAGGAUUCGCGACAAAACGUCUACAUCUCCCUCACCACCCAUCGUGACGAAGAGGAAGAGGAGGAUGAAGCUCGGUAUUCGUCCGAGAGUUACUCUAGCCUCUCCCAGUCUCCCCCUUCAACUGGCCAGCUGAAGAACAACGGCUCCCACUUCAAAUCGAUUGACUCUAUGGAUCAACGCAGUCAUUCGUCUUCACUGUCCAAUACUGUGGACUUUUCAUCUACAUCCUGCUUGCUGGAAGAGGAUGAGAGCGCGUAUCAGCCACUCUCGCCCUUCAGCUCACCCUUUGAGCUGGAAGUCAGCGCCCAAAAAGGUCCCCAGACCCCUGUGGGAAGCCAGACAGAAUCUCCUUUGGACCAGAUCAAGCCCUUUUCUGGAUCAAGACCACGCAAGAGCUCCAGCCUAUCCAAUGUUUUGGACGACACGAGCUACGGCAAUGAACCUCCUACUGACACCAUCUCAAACACGUCCAACCCACAGGCUCCGGAGGAGGAGUUGUGUAAUCUGCUGACAAACAUAGUUUUCUCUGUGCUUUGGAGUGGCACUGAUGGGUCUGAGGAUGUGAUCUGGAGAGAAAGGGGUCAGGUCUUCUCCGUCCUCACUAAGCUUGGGUCAUCAUGCCAAUUGGUGCGGCCACCUGAUGAGAUCAAACGCAGUCUGUUGGAGAUGAUGCUGGAAUCAUCUCUGUCAGAUCUGAGGGACUCUCAGGGCGUGUCCUUGCCACAUGUGCCUUCUUUGCUCCGCCUCCUCAGACUGCUCCAGGAUUUCCUAUUCGCUGAGGGAACUGCUAAUCAAACACUAUGGAGUGAAAAGAUCUUUGAAGGGGUGGUGAAUCUGUUGGACAGGCUGCAAGCGUGGCACACGACCCCAGGGACCGCAGGGGCCGCUGAGCUCAAAGAGAUGUCCCUGAUCGGCCUGCGCAUUAUCACCGGAUACAUUCAGCAACAGCAAAAUUCACAGGUGUGUGAGAUGGCUUGUGUAAAGCUCCACAGUUUGUUACAGACCGUGCUGUGUCUGUCCUGGGAGGAGGUUUGUUUUCUUCUGGGUCGUCUUGGUGCUCCGCUGAAGCCCUCGACCCCAGGUUCCAGCCCUGGAAACGAGGCACUGCUCGGCCCACUGGUACCCGUCGUCCGAGCGCUUUUGGAUCAGCAUGCGGAUCGCAACACGCUUCAAGCGAUGCUUCCCAAUCUGCCCCCCACCAACGGGAGCCCCUCCUUCGCCCAAGAUCUCCACAACUACUGCAGCAUCGACGAGUGGCAACACUUCUACCAGAACGACGUGGAGCCCACUAUGCAGCAAUAUGAGCUAGACACUUUUGGGAAGAGUCAUGACCUGAUGUCUAACUUCUGGAACUCCUGUUUUGAUGACCUCAUGAGCACAGCCCAGAGAAGAGACAAGGAGCGGGCCGACUGCAAAAACAAGUUUCAGGAGCUCAUCAUUGAGCCGUACCUGAAGCGUGUGCGCAGUGAGAACAGCCGAUAUCAGAAUGUGCAGAAGAUGCUCAACGGCCAGCAGGUGGUGGUGUGGAGACACUGGAAGUCUCUGUACAGAUUACUCAGCAGUGAAAGAGGAGCCUGGGCCCUCAGGGUUCAGCCAGAGGUGAGGUGGAAACUGUCGAGUGCAGAGACGUACUCUAAAAUGCGUCUGAAGCUGGUGCCCAACUACAACUUCGAUUCACACGCCGAUGCCAGCGCACUGCGAGAUAACAUGGGAGCUGAUAGUCCUCGCAGCUCGGCAGAGCCUCUCCCCCUAGCUGUUGCCAAGGAAGCCAAAGUCAGUGACAUGGAAGAUGACAAAUUAGAAGAUGACGAGGACUUCGACCAGGCAGAGGAGGGCGAGGAGGAGAGUCAGAAAGAAAAGCUGGUGCUCUCAGAGGAGUGUGAGCUCAUCACUAUUGUUGCCGUGAUACCGGGUCGUCUGGAGGUCACCACACAUCACCUGUACUUCUAUGAUGGCAGCAGUGAGAAAGAGGAGACGGAGGAAGGUAUAGGGUUUGAUUUCAAGAGGCCAUUGGCACAGUUAAGAGAGGUCCACCUGAGGCGCUACAACCUGCGGAGAUCAGCUCUCGAGCUCUUCUUCAUUGACCAGGCACACUACUUCAUCAACUUCAUGAAGGGGGUACGAAACAAAGUCUACUCCAGAAUUUUGGGUCUCAGACCACCUAACCUGUUCUACUUCGGGUCUCGCUCUCCUCAGGAGCUACUGAAAGCCUCCAAUCUUACUCAGAGAUGGGUUUGCAGAGAGAUUUCCAAUUUUGAGUACCUGAUGCAGCUCAACACCAUUGCUGGUCGCACAUACAAUGAUUUGUCCCAGUACCCAGUGUUUCCAUGGGUGUUAUGUGACUACACGUCUCCUGAAUUGGAUCUGGAGGACCCGGCAGUUUUCAGAGAUCUGUCCAAACCCAUAGGUGUUGUCAACCCUCGACAUGCACAGAACGUCAGGGAGAAGUAUGAGAGUUUUGAGGACUCUACAGGCACUAUUGAUAAGUUUCACUAUGGCACACACUACUCUAAUGCUGCCGGGGUCAUGCACUACAUGAUCCGCACUGAGCCAUUCACCUCAUUACAUAUACAACUGCAGAGCGGCAAGUUUGAUUGUGCUGAUAGGCAGUUUCAUUCGGUAGCAGCAGCGUGGCAGGCCCGUAUGGAGAGUCCAGCUGACGUGAAGGAGCUCAUCCCUGAGUUUUUCUACUUCCCAGAGUUCCUGCAGAACUUGAAUGAGUUUGAUCUGGGCAGUCUUCAGAUGAGUCAUGAGAAGGUAAACGAUGUGUUGCUUCCAGCCUGGGCAUCUUCACGUGAAGACUUUAUCAGAAAACAUCGCAAAGCCUUGGAAAGCGAGCAUGUGUCCGCUCACUUGCAUGAAUGGAUCGAUCUGAUCUUUGGUUAUAAGCAGCGUGGACCCGAUGCUGUUGAAGCUCUGAAUGUCUUCUACUACUGCACAUAUGAGGGUGCAGUGGAUCUGGACGCCAUAGCUAAUGAAACAGAGCGAAAGGCCCUUGAAGGCAUCAUCAGUAACUUUGGCCAGACGCCCUGUCAGCUUCUCAAGGAGCCCCACCCUCCUCGUAUGUCAGCUGAGAAUGCGUUCAGGCGACAGUCCCGUCUCGAAGUGUUACCCCCCAAUCUUUUCGACCAGCUUGACAAGCUGCGAUCUUUUAAGGAGGUGGUGAGUGAUGGUGUGCCACUGGUACAAGCUGUAGUUCCCAGAUAUCAAACCCGGUCCUUCAUCAUUCCAGGCUCUGAUAUACUGGUUACAGUGUGUGCUAAUGGUAUGAUAGGCACUCAUAGCUGGCUGCCUUACGACAAGAACAUCGCCAAUUACUUCACAUUUAACAGAGACUCCACUAUGACCAACCCAAAGACCCAGCGGUUCCUCAGCGGGCCGUUCUCCCCAGGGGUGGAGAUUGGAUCCCAGGUGCUGGUGGUGUCCAGUGACGGACGUCUGUUGUUCAGCGGGGGGCACUGGGACUGCAGCCUGAGGGUCACUAUGUUAGCCAAGGCCAAGCUGGUGGGCAGGAUCUGUCGUCACACAGAUGUGGUCACAUGCCUGGCUUUGGAUCUGUGUGGUAUCCACCUCAUCUCUGGCUCACGGGACACCACCUGCAUGGUUUGGCAGGUCCUACAGCAGGGUGGUUUCUCUAGUGGCCUGUCUCCACGGCCGGUGCAGGUGCUCUGUGGACACGACCAGGAGGUCACGUGUGUUGCUAUCAGCACUGAGUUAGAUAUGGCAAUCUCGGGGUCAAAGGAUGGCACAGUAGUCGUACACAGCAUACGGCGUGGACAGUACCUGCGGACCCUGAGACCGCCUUGUGAGGGAUGCAUUCCUGCGCCUCUUGCUCACAUGGAGGUUGGCAUGGGCGGACACAUAGUGGCACAGACUGUUAUGGAGGGACGCUCAGCUGGAAAGGAGAAGUAUGCACUGCAUGUGUAUUCAGUGAAUGGUACUCUGUUAGCGUCUGCGACCUUAGAUGAAAAGAUUACAGCCGUGCACCUGGUGCCUGACUACCUCAUUGUGGGCACACAGCAGGGGAACCUUCACAUUCGAGACUUAUACAGCUUAAAUCCGGCUGCGGGACCCUUGGCACUGAAGAUCCCUGUGCGGUGUGUAUCUGUCACGAAAGAGAGCAGUCAUAUUCUGGUGGGUCUGGAGGAUGGCAAACUUAUAGUGGUGGGAGCAGGAAAACCAGAGCAGGUUCGGUCUUCGGUUUCCCGUCGGCUGUGGGGCUCCACACGCAGAAUUUCUCAGGUGUCUUCAGGAGAGACGGAGUACAACCCUGGUGAGCCUGUCGGAAAGUAACCGCGCCAUGCGCUCUCCACGUGCCUUCAGCACAAAAAACCUUUACCUGCAAAAGAGACUUCGCUCUGUGUCACCCGUCACUCAGCGCUAAUGGAGAAACGCUGUCCACACAGAGAGCUUGGGAACAAGAGAGCAUAAAGGGAAAAUCCUGAGAAGGGAAUACGAUUUUUUUUUUAAUGCAAUGAUUUAUACUGCUUUUAAAAAACGAACAUUCCAAAGAUUCGAAUUAAGCCGUCAAUUUCAGACUCUGUGAAUGUUGAGAGCCUGUCGUCAAGGUUGCACGGCUGAACUUUGACUUUUUAAAAGCAGUAAGUUGUGUCCUGUGAAUCACAGACUGGCUGAUGCCCAAGGCACUGUAUCUCAGUGGUGAACUGUCAGUCACCGGGUGACAAAAGUUCAUCACCUGAGUAUUUCUUUUUAUAUAUAUGCUGAUUUUUGCAUUGCUGGCCACUGUAUGGUCAGCGGUGCAUUGCUGGUACUCUGGUCUGACACUUGAAAAUGUUCUGGGUAUUGCUUGCAAAUUCUUAAAGAAAUGCAAUUCUUCUUGCACCUGAAUUGAAGCGCUUUUCACUUUCGAUGCGGUUUGAGCCUUGCUAAGUCUUUAGACUUGAUUCAGUACCUCUGGUGCCUUAAAGCAUGUAUUUGUAAAUGGGCAGUUUUUUUAUAACACAAAUUUUUUGGUCUUGCUGAUAUAUUGGUGCACCUGUUUGUUUUUGUGCAUUGUGUGAAUCUUUGCUAUCCUGUUAUAUAAAGGAAGUGCCUUUCACUGAGGGAUUAACACAAAGUCCUCACGGUCACUGAAAUCAAAGAAAUUUUGAUAACAUUGCUUUCCAAGACGGCGAUUGAAUAUGUUUGUUCUUCUACCGCAAGAUGAAGCGAUUUUAUCUGCUUUGGGCUUAUUUUUUUAUGCAGAGUCCAUUUCCGCUGGCAUUUGCAAGGUUUUACACAUCCUCUGCCUCUUGCAUGUGUAUUUAUUAAAUGUUUCGGCUUGUUAUUGAUUAUGCUUCUCGCCAAGUGACUUGGAUUUAUUUAGCCCAUUUUACGAUCCCCAAUUCCAUUCUGCAGAUUUUCCUCUAAAAUCAGCAGAGAAAAUGUAAUAAACGUCAGCAGAUUUCAUCAGUUCAUAAUGGUUUCGGCACUUUGGCGCUUUACAUGCAAAUAAAUGCACUCAUUUGCAGAAAACCUGAAGCCUGAUCUAGAAUCCAUCAGUGCCCUUUUAAAAUUUCAGCACUUGUUGUACUAUCUGUCAAUCAUUUAGCCGCUUUAACUACACUUAAGUGCCUCAACUGUGUCCUUCAUUUUAAUCAUGAACUAUUUGUAAUAUGUGAAACAUACACCAGCUUGACUUAAUUGUCCCGUGAACGUGUCUGUCGGCUGGGGCCACAAUUCUGUCUGUGUUACCAUUGGAAUUUCGUGUCUGGAUCUUUUUUAUUAUAUUUUAUUGAUGCACUGAAUGCUUUGAAGGCUGGCAUGUGUGCGUUUGGUGUCUGCGAGACACAUGGGAGAGGACACAUUUUGCUGGCUUGACUGGACUGGAUGUGUUAAAUCCGCUGCUCUGCUCUGGAUAGCAAAGCAGAAACACAUCGGCCAGUAGCUAAGGUUUGAAACUGCGCUCUUUAUCACUGUAUAGUCAAACACUGCCACUUGAGAAACUAUUACUGUACAUUUGUGUAGUAGCGUAUUGGGGAGCAUUCUUGAAAAUUAUGCAUUGUGUUUCACUGUACUUCCCAUAUUACUUUGCUACACAUGCUACACUUGCACAAUGUUUGUUUGUUGUUUGGGUUUUUUGGUGAUUUUUCUUGGAAAACGAAUUUUGCCGUUUGGUUUGUUUGGAAACUGAAGCCAUAGGAGAUGAAAUCCUUUUUAUUAUCCGCUUGUAAAUGAAUGAAUCACUCCGAGAGUGCUGUUAAACAGGAACAUUUCUGUUUUGAUAACUGUCAGCUUCGAAAGAGAUGUAAAAAGCCAGCCUAUAUUGAACAUAUCUUCUGCUCAACUCUGUUUCACAUCCCUCCUGUUUGUGUGAGUGGUGCAGUUGUGUACAUUUAUAUUGUUUCUUUUAAAUAAAUAUAUUAGUCUAUA